AUGUCCCACUCAGAAAGAACUUUUAUUGCUGUUAAGCCAGACGGUGUCCAAAGAGGAUUAACUUCCAAGAUAUUGGCCCGCUUCGAAGAUAGAGGAUACAAGUUAGUAGGUAUCAAGUUGAUUCAAGCUGAUGAACAGUUGUUAUCUCAACAUUAUGCUGAACAUGUCGGUAAGCCAUUUUUUCCAAAGAUGGUCUCCUUCAUGAUGUCCGGUCCAAUCUUGGCUACCGUCUGGGAAGGUAAGGAUGUUGUCAAGCAAGGUAGAGUCAUCUUGGGUGCCACCAAUCCAUUGAGUAAUGCUCCUGGUACCAUUAGAGGUGAUUUUGGUAUUGAUUUGGGUAGAAACGUCUGUCAUGGCAGUGAUUCCGUCGAAAGUGCUAACCGUGAAAUUAGUUUGUGGUUCAAGAAGGAGGAACUGGUUCAAUGGGAAUCCAACCAAGCCAAAUGGAUCUACGAAUAA
This is a messenger RNA of Naumovozyma castellii, 459 nucleotides long. RefSeq names its product nucleoside diphosphate kinase (gene YNK1). NCBI's taxonomy places the organism in Eukaryota, Fungi, Ascomycota, Saccharomycetes, Saccharomycetales, Saccharomycetaceae. The transcript has a single exon. The record is from RefSeq and is a predicted model, not a curated record. The coding region runs from base 1 to 459 and encodes 152 amino acids.